Thamnophis elegans (Western terrestrial garter snake) is the source of this 2525-nucleotide messenger RNA. RefSeq names its product transmembrane protein 39A (gene TMEM39A). Bases 282 to 1748 code for a protein of 488 amino acids. Lineage: Eukaryota; Metazoa; Chordata; Lepidosauria; Squamata; Natricidae. The record is from RefSeq and is a predicted model, not a curated record. The transcript is spliced from 9 exons. Gene Ontology annotation, biological process: negative regulation of autophagosome assembly; negative regulation of autophagosome maturation. Gene Ontology annotation, cellular component: endoplasmic reticulum membrane.
GUCGCGCACUGAUGAACGCAUCAAUCCUCAUUGCCACGUCUCUUCAGGGCAGCAGCAUUUACAGCAGCAGUAGCCGCCGCCGCCGCGGGGAAAGGGCGACGCGGAGGGAAUUGGGAGGGCUGCGCUACGCCCCCUCCCCGGCCUGGCGGGCUCCCGGCCUGGCGGGCUGGUGGUGAAGACGCUCCGCUCAUGCUGCUGUUGGAGAGGCGAAUUGGGAAAUUGUUACAUAAGAAUCAGGGCAAAAAGUGCCAGAGGUGGAAGAGGUGGAUUGCUUCCUGGUCAUGCCCGGUGGAAGGAGGGGACCCAGCCGGCAGCAACUAAGCCGUUCAGCUUUGCCUUCUCUUCAGACAUUAGUUGGUGGAAACUGUGGCAACGGAACAGGUCUGAGAAAUAGGAAUGGUAGUACUCUCAGUCUUUCUGCUCCUCCUAUCACUGCCCUGAUUACUCCUGAGCCUGUGAGGCACUGCCGAAUCCCAGAGCUCCCUGUGGAUGGAAAUCUUCUAUUUGAAUUCCUUUUUUUCAUCUACUUGCUGGUGUCUCUUUUCAUUCAAUAUAUUAAUAUUUACAAGACCGUUUGGUGGUAUCCAUAUAACCACCCUGCCUCCUGUACAUCACUGAACUUUCACCUCAUUGAUUAUCACCUGGCUGCAUUCAUCACCGUGAUGUUGGCACGGAGGCUUGUAUGGGCCCUCAUCUCUGAGGCCUCGCAGGUUGGUACUUCAUCAGUGAUUCACGAUAUGGCAUUGAUUCUGGCACGUCUAGUUCUACUCACCCUUUGUGUAUGGGUGCUCUGCUGGACUCUGGUCAACCUUUUCCGCAGCCAUUCUGUCCUCAAUCUCCUCUUUCUUGGCUACCCGUUUGGUGUCUAUGUUCCAUUGUGCUGCUUCCACCAAGAUAGUAGAAACCAGCCUCUUUCAACAGACUGCAGCUAUUUAGUGCAGGAUCAACUAGUGGAUGACAGUGCCUCAGGGGUUGGCAGUCUUGUGAAGCCCAAAGAUUUAUUUUCUCUCCUGAGAGAAUCUGUCAAAGAACAGUUCAACCCCUCUGUGACCACUCCGACACACAGCUGUCCCUUGUCCCCAGAUCUCAUUCGCAAUGAAGUGGAGGGCCUCAAAGCAGAUUUUAACCGCCGAAUCAAGGAAGUUCUGUUCAAUUCCCUCUUCAGUGCCUACUAUGUGGCAUUUUUGCCACUGUGCUUUGUGAAGAGCACUCAGUAUUACGAUAUGCGCUGGUCAUGUGAGCACCUAAUCAUGGUUUGGAUCAAUGCUUUUGUCAUGCUCACCACACAACUGCUUCCUCCCAAAUAUUGUGACUUGCUACACAGAUCAGCUGCUCACUUGGGCAAGUGGCAGAAGCUGGAACAUGGUUCAUAUAGUAAUGCCCCUCAACACAUCUGGUCUGAGAGCACAAUAUGGCCACAAGGCGUGCUGGUACGGCAUAGUCGAUGCUUAUAUAAAGCAGUAGGACCUUAUAACGUAGCUGUGCCUUCAGAUGUCUCUCAUGCUCGCUUUUAUUUCCUCUUCCACCAUCCCUUACGGCUUCUCAAUCUGCUGAUUCUCAUAGAAGGCAGUGUGGUCUGUUAUCAACUCUACUCCCUGCUUCGUUCAGAGAAGUGGAACCACACACUCUCCAUGGCCCUGAUACUCUUCUGUAACUACUAUGUCUUAUUUAAACUCCUGAGAGACCGAAUAGUAUUGGGCAAGGCCUAUUCUUAUCCACUCAACAGCUAUGGGUUAAAAGCCCAUUAGUCAUCUGAGGAAGGGAAGGAUAUUUUCAUACAGUUAUAUUUUUUUCCUUGCAACUGUUUAUAAAUAUUUAAAAAAUAUUUUAUAUUUUGUAUACUACUGUUUUUUGUGGGGUAGGGAAGGGCCAAGUGGCAGUUAAAUGUCACCUUAUAAACAAGGUUAUUUUAUAUAAAGACAUCAUUGUGUAUAUACUGUAUAUCAACAUAUAUCUAUGUGAAGCAAGAACAUUGUUGUGUGGUCCCUUUAUCUACUGUGCAUGCAGGUUAGCCAUCAUCAGUUUUAUAUAUAGGACUUACCUAUUUGCUAUACAUCCAGCCAAAGGUGGCCAUUACUUACAGUUGUGGACAAAACAUGGGCAACUUCCUGGAUCCCUUUUUAUAAUCAGUUUUUUUUUUUAAAGAUCAUGCCAUCAUAAAAAAACCUUGCCAAAAUUUUUAUGUUUAAAGCAUUGAAAUGGUAGUGGUGUGCUUCAAUUUGUUUUAAAUUUCUUUACAUGACAAAGCUCCAUCCCCCUCAUAUUUAAAGAAUAAUUUUAAUAACACCAUCAAGCACAUAGAGCAAUAAAAUAAAAUAUUAUUAUUCAUCACAUGGUGGAAUAGCCAAAAUCAUGUUUUGCACAUUAUUGAGCUAUACAGGUAAACCUCAAGUUAGGAAUGUAAUGGAGCCUGUCAAUUACAUUUGUAACUCAAGGAUUCGUAGGAGUGAAUCACAUAACCUGAACAUGAUCAUUCCCUGCUUUUGCCCACGCGUUCACUAAUUGAAUAUGUGGGUUAUUAAGUG